Messenger RNA from Aspergillus lentulus, 1371 nucleotides. RefSeq names its product SNG1 family protein. NCBI's taxonomy places the organism in Eukaryota, Fungi, Ascomycota, Eurotiomycetes, Eurotiales, Aspergillaceae. Gene Ontology annotation, cellular component: membrane. The record is from RefSeq and is a predicted model, not a curated record.
AUGGCGGACGAAGCCGAGAGAGCAGCAAGCGUUGACCACCGCCUCGAGUCGGUAUCCUUCUUUGAUGCGAAAUUGAAAAAUGUACGACAGCAGGUUUUUUUUCAAUGGGGUCGCACCGUUUUCAUCCUGUGCAUCUACACACUUGCAGUCCUGUCCUUUUUCUGGGGAUCCCAGUUUCACACCGAGGCCAAUCAAGCAGCCCUAACUGUGUGGGUGGUUGAUUUUGACGGCCGGACAGAGCCAUCCUACACCAGCAAUCCGCUUUUAGGACCUAUCGUGGUCGAUGUCGUGAAUCGGAUCAGUCAAAACCCAACUGGACACUGCGGCUACACUGUGAAAUCGCCUGCCGACUUCGAAUACAACCCAGUGGCCGUGCGGCAAGCCAUCUACGACGAGCACGCCUACGCUGCCGUGACUGUCCAUCCAAAUGGGACCAGACGACUGCACGAUGCGGUAUCGGGGAUAAAUCCCACUUAUGAUUCUAAAGGCGCCAUUGAAAUCGUCACGAUUUCCGCGCGCGACCAAUCGAUAUACUCGACCAAGAUCCAGCCGCAACUCCGGAGACUGCAGGUGGCCAUCAUGAGUGAGUUCGGCCCUCGUUGGACUCAGGAACUCGCCUCGCAGCAGCUCGCCAACUCCAGGGAUCUGAUACAGGCGCAGGUGCCUCCACAGGCUGUGAACCCGGGAAUUGGAUUCACAACCAUCGACCUCCGCCCAUUCAGACCAGCCGCCGCGAUGCCCUCAGUAACAGUCGGCCUGAUCUACCUCAUCAUCAUCGCAUACUUCAAUUUUCCUUUUCUUCUGCCUGUUCAUGCGCAGUUCAACAGGAGCUCUCAUGACCAACCAACGCUAAAGAUCUCGCACUGGAUAAUCUGGCGUAUUACCUCCGCCAUCGCAGCAUACCUCUUCCUCUCCCUCUUCUACUCCUUCAUCUCACUAAUGUUUCAUAUCCCUUUUACCAAUCCUCCAGCCCCGGAAACUCAACCCAGCGAUAACCCCAACGGCUACGGCAAUGCCUCCUUCAUCAUAUUCUGGAUGCUGAAUUGGGUUGGAAUGGCUGCGCUAGGCCUUCCGUGCGAGGUCAUGGCCAUGGCGCUGGGAUUUCCCUGGAGUGGCCUCUUUCUUGUAUUCUGGGUGAUGAGUAACGUUACUACGGGGUUUUACUCGCUGAAUUUGGCACCGGGGUUCUUCGCUUGGGGGUGUGUGUGGCCCUUGCAUCGGAUUAUCGAGGCGCUGCAUACGAUCUUGUUUAAUACAAGCAGUCAUAUCGGGCGGGAUUUUGCAGUGCUGAGUACAUGGGUUGCUGUUUCACUUAUUCUGUAUCCUGUCGCGGCGUUGAUUAUGUGGAGGAGGAUGAAGCGGGGGAGUUAA